UGAGGUUAUUGUUACAUAAUGGUACGUAAAAUUUGUAAAAACCUGAGUUUAAAAUAACUUGGACGUUAAUAGUUCGUCUACGCAUGCGCGAGAAGCACACGUUUUUUUCCCCGCUGUCAUGACAACCGUCGGUCCAUGUCUCGGCAAAUCUAAUCACACUGUGACAGUUCAACUUUACUCCUUUUAACCAAGAAAAAAAAAGUUCACUUCAAACUACUUUCUGUUUUCAUCGAACAGAUUCAGCCGCGCGGGUUUUCAGAGAGGAAAUAAUGAGCUCGACGACCUCUAAAGGUGUUUCAGGAGGAGCAGAAGCAGGUGAACAAAGUCCCCAAAACCGAGAAGGUCAGGUCGGUGAAGAGAGGCGACAAGGUCCCGGUGUUCAGGUGUGGCCCGACGGCUCCACAUAUGAGGGAGAGUUUAUGAACGGGUUCAAACACGGCAGAGGAAAGUUCACCUGGACAAGCGGAGAGUACUACGAGGGCUCUUUCUACAAAGACUACAGACACGGGGACGGACUGUUCUGUUGGCCCACAGGCCACAAGUUCAUUGGCAAGUUCUACCUAAACAGAAAAGAAGGAUAUGGUCAACAUCUGUUCCCCGAUGGAGCCUCUUUUCAGGGCUUGUACCAUGCUGACCAAAGGUUUGGUCCAGGUGUGGUCAGUUAUUCAGACGGACGUCAGGACGUGGGUCUGUGGCUUGGGCAGCGCCUGCUGAGGCUCUGCACUGCUGUAGAUGAGGCCUUUACCCUGGAGAACUUUCCUGAAUAUGCUCCCUACAUGGACCCAGCUGCCACCACUGACUGUCUGACUCAGCCUCCCGAUCUCUCAGGACUCGCUAGGACACGCUCUGAGGCACAUACAGACAGAGACCUGCUGUCAGAUGAGAAAUAUAUCUACCCCGCUGACAUGGAGAGUUACUCAACAGACGGCGACCACCUGCCGCUGCCCCCGGGCCGCAGGAGUGAGCUGGAUCAGCACUUUUAUGGCGAGCAAUGGGAGCCCGGCGCUGAUCUGCACCAGGGCUAUGAACGAGACCCACUUUUUAACCUUCCCUUACAGGCGCGCAUGCAGGCUCACUUGUACAACCACAGACGACAGGCUGAAAAUGUGGGCUGGGAUGUGGCAGCCGUUCUCUCUCUGGACAGGGAUGGUUUUGGUCCUAAAGGGCCUCUGGAAGUGGACUCAGAGCAGUUCAUCUGUCACGCCGGCCGGGGGGAAGUGCAGGCUGUUCGUCAGAUCCUCAAAACUGGUUUGGUCCACCCUGACGUAGCAGAUUCACAGGGACACACUGCACUGAUUGCUGCCACGGUCCACUGCCAUAAUGACUUGAUCCAGCUGUUGUUGGAUAUGGGUGCUGACAUUGACAAACUGAAUCAUGAAGGCAUGUCUGCCCUGGCCGUGUGUCACGUUCUCUACUACCCUUUCUGCUCUCUGGACACCACCUUGGCCAAACCACCUGCCAAAACUCAAGCUUUGUUGUCCCUGUCUGCAUGUGGGAACAGUCCUCAGAUCAGCCAAGUAGACUCUAAUACAAACACAACGGAGUCUUACAACAGACCUCAGACAAGUACCACAUCCCUGAGUGACCAGAGCCUCAUCUCUGACCAGGCAGCAGACGAACAAACGGAGCACAAGUCAGAUCAUGCAGGUAAAACGUGCAAUGACAGUGACCUCGCCACUGAGAGUCGGCCUGCUCCAGAGGAGACAGAGGAAGGAGGAGAGCUGCAAAUGAGUGAGGAAAGAAGACAUAAGGACGACGGCGGAGGGAGCAAAAGGAAGGGAAGGGGUGUUGUUGAAGAACAGGAUCAAACAUGGGAAAGUGAAAGUUGUGUAAAACAUUUUGUUGAAUCAAGAAAUGGAGCUGUUGAGUCGGACGACUGUGAGAGUGUGAGACACGUUCUUAAAAAGGACAGAGAGGAGAGGAAAAGUGUGCACCGUUCCAUUCAGGUGCUGGAUGGUCACAUCGCACUGGGCAGUGUGCAGUGGAGGGAACGUUGGGUUAGUGCAGCGGCAGUCAUUCAGCAGGACAAGGACAAAGACAAAGACCUGACCAAAAAGCAGAGCUUUGACUCUGCCUGCGCUCUCAGCAGCUACAGCAUCCACGUCACAGAGGAGGCGAUGCAGCGUUCAGCCGAAGCUCUGAGUCGCACCGGGCUUCUUCGGUUCUCUAACACGCAGGAGACCGUUCGCAAAAUGGCUGCCAUGAAAACUGAGCAUCGCGGUUAUCUGAACACCCUGGAGUUGUUAUUAAACCGGGGAGCUGACCCCAAUGUGUCCAAGGUCCCCAUGCCUGUCCUCUUCUUGGCUAUCAUGGCUGCUGACACCGAGGCUGUCAAGAGGCUGCUGCUGUGUGGCGCUCACACCGACAUUCCCCUUCCACCUGAGAGGAAAGGUCUUUACCCUCUCCAUGUGGCUGCAGCACUGCCAGGUUCUGCAGGUUGCAUGAUCACAGAGCUGCUGUUGCACGCCGUCACUGACCCAGAUUUACAGGCUUGUGACCAGGACGAGAUCUAUGAGCCAGACAGGGCUUUCAUGAAGUCUCAGAAACCACCGAGUGUCAAACAAGGUGGCAGUACACCGCUGCAUGUAGCCUGCCAACGAGACAGAGGCUACCAAAAUGCCAGUACGGUGGUGGCCCUCCUGCUCUCACACAGCGCCAGGACCGAUCUCAUCUGGAGUGGACACUCACCGCUCUCUUUGGCCAUAGCUAGUGGCAAUGAACUGGCGGUAGAGGAGUUGCUGAAAAGAGGUGCAGAUCCAAACAUCCCUCUGGGCCGUGGUGUGGGCAGCGCCCUCUGUACUGUCACCAACUUCAGUUAUCCCUUAGAUGGCAAAAGACCCAACCUGCUGGACAUGGUGGUGAAGGCCGGCGCUGACGCCCUGAUGCCAGUGAUGGUGGGCGAUUUCAUGGGAACCGCAGUGGACUACGCACACGCGUCGUUUUACCAGGACUUACGGAUCGCCAACACUCCCUUCCACGCUCUGAACGUGCAAGAGAGGGAGACGUUUAUAGCCCGGCGCCAGCUGCUGAGCACGAUGGGAGACCUGCUGAGAGAGACUGUCAUAAAGAGAGAGGCAGAGGCUCUAGAGAGAGAACGACAGCUCCUGCUAGACGGUGGCGCAGAUCCCUCACGACUACACUUAAUGGGAAAACAUAAGAAGUCGUCGUUUAAGUUCUGCUACCACUGUGGUCUCUCUGCGGCCAUGAAGCUGACGGCAUGCACUCGCUGCAACAAGGUCUACUUCUGCUCCACGGACUGUAAACUGAGAGCAUGGGAUGAAAGACACAAGGAGGAGUGUGUCCGGGUGUCAGCGUCUGCCAAGAAAAGGAAUAAUACUGACCCGGGGACAGCAGAAGCAGAUGGAGCAGAGACAGAUGUGGAGAACCAAGUCAACCCAAAAGAAAACUACAGCUGCAACUGAUGGACAAUUCAAAUUUACCUUUGCACUAAAAAUAUUUUUUCUUCUUUCCCAUUUCACCUCAGCCGGCCGAGGCAGAUGAUCCAGGUUCUGCCAAUAAUGUAUUUAUUUAUUUUUUCUCUCCACUGUCGCCAAAUCCUUGCUCACAGUUUAAAUAUUAGGUUUAUCUUCUUCAGGUUUAAGCCUUACUGUAUCAAGUGCUGAGAUUCUCAAGGUCAGACGUGUCAAACUGGCGGCCCGUGGGCCACAUGGGGCCCCUCCAAUCAUGUCAUAAGGAGCUCCAAUUCCUUUAAAACACAGUGUGUGCAGCCAAGAUGCAGAUAGUAUGUUUUAUAGAAAUAUUUGUAUAAUAGUAAGUAGUGUAGUAGUUCAUUCAAUAUUAAAUUACACACACAGACACACAUAAUUAAUGACAUUUGUUGUUUUUUUUUUUACAUGAUUUAUUCCUGUUUUUGAUAUUAAUCGGUUUAUUUAGCAUCAUAAAUGUUUUUUUAUAUUGUGAAGGACACAUCGUUCUUUACCAAAACAAGCACUUUUAAUUCAGUGAAAUAUCAUCAUGAAUAUCCUAAUUGGGAUAUCAUGAUGGAAUAUUGUAUAAUAAACUUUGUUAUUUUACUGAAAAGUAUUUUUUUCCCCCCAUUUUUUGGAAAGUGACACCCUGCCUCUAGGUCAUGAUAUUCCACUAGCCAACAAAAUGUCUAACAAAACCAGGGGAAUCUUUUUUACUGACAUCAACAUGACAACUGUGAACAGUGGGCUUAUAGCUUUACAUCUUUAAUAAAAUGCACAUAGAAUAUC
Messenger RNA from Solea solea (common sole), 4217 nucleotides. It is a transcript of the gene ankmy1, whose product is annotated as ankyrin repeat and MYND domain containing 1. The coding region runs from base 270 to 3422 and encodes 1050 amino acids. The transcript is spliced from 20 exons. Gene Ontology annotation, molecular function: protein binding. The record is from RefSeq and is a predicted model, not a curated record. NCBI's taxonomy places the organism in Eukaryota, Metazoa, Chordata, Actinopteri, Pleuronectiformes, Soleidae.